AUGAGUGGUUUUGCCACACCCAAUAAUAAUGGUGUAUCAUCACCCACCUCUUCUUCAUCAAUUAAUAAUACAAAUACUCCAACAAAUAAUGGUAGUGGAUUUUAUAGUAUGAAUAAUUCUGUAAAUAAUCAGCUACUACAAAAAUUAAAUUUCCCAACAACUAUAAAUUUUCUACAACGAGAAUUUCGUAAAUACGAGAAUGAAAAGGAGUUAUGGGAAUUAGAGAGAGGAGAGUUAUCGACAACUAUUUCGCAUCUUGAAGCUUUUCGUAAAAGUCAAGAAAAGAUACAAUAUGAUUUAUUGCGUAGAAUCAAAAUGUUAGAAUUUGCUCUUCGAACGGAAAGAUCAAAAUAUUCAACACUUGUAGAUUAUAUUAAAAACACAGAAACUAAUGAUGGUGAUUACAAGAAGAACUUGAUUUCAUUUUGUGAAUCACUUGUAACAACAGCAAAACCAGUGAAUGAUGUUCCUCCAAGUAAACCUGCUUCUACAACUAGUAUAACUACAUCCGGAGCAAAACCAAAGAGUUUAGAACUUUUAAGAGGCUAUUUGAAAGAAAUUGAUUCAUCAGAUUUAAUGUCCCUCCUUGUGGACAUACCCGACAAUAUUCCAUCGACUGCUAUGAAUUCUAAUUUGGUAUUACCAAGUUCUGAACCAAGUAAAGAUGCUGGUUUAGCAACAACAGAAACAACACCAUCAACACCAAAAUCUGAUAUUCAAUCACCAGUCUUUAAUUCACCUACAGUAAUAACAACAGAAAAUGAGUCAUCAAUACAAGAAACAAAACCAAAACAAGAACCAGUUGCAGAGUUGCCUACAACACCAACAAAAGAGCAUAAAAAGAAGAACAAGCAUAAAAACAGUUCUUCUAAUGAGAUUCCUGAGGAUGAGGAUAUGAGAAAAUUCAUUACACAAUUAAGACAAAGAGGAUAUUCUGAUAAAUUAAUUGAGAAAAAGAUUGGAGCUAAAAUUCCUGAUGACAUGUUAGAGGAAGUUAAACCUUGGAAGGAUGAAGAUAAUUCAAAUAGCAAAGAGGAAGGAACAUUUUUCGGAAGGAAGACAUUAUCAUGGAAUACUGAAGAAACUCAACAACUACCUACACAAUUACCACCAAUGCCAGUCCAACAACCACAAAUUAUCCACCAUCAACCAAUUUCUUGGAAACCUAAAUAUACUCUUAGACAUCAUUUGGAUUCUAUAAGAUCUGUUGCAUUCCACCCAACUUUGAAUUGCAUGAUUAGCGGUUCCGAGGAUUGUACAUUAAAGGUUUGGAAUGUUUCUGGACUCACUGGUACUAAUGAUACUCCAAUUCAAACAUUGAGAGGUCACACAGGAGGAGUUUGUACUGUUAAAUGUGGUUCAUCACAUUGUUUUAGUGCAGGUUUUGAUGAAACAAUUAUUGUAUGGGAUAUUCCUCAAUUGGAUCAUAAUCCAUACACAAAUUAUGGUUUUGCUACUCCAUUCUUAAAGACUACACUCAAAGGACAUACAGAUGUUGUUUGGUCUCUUUCCUUAAAUGAAAGUAAUCAAUCACUGUUAUCAGCAAGUUCUGACGAUUCAGUUAUUCUUUGGGAUUAUGAAAGAGGAGAAAUUAAGAAAACUUUCAUGCUUUCAAAGAUUGGAACACCUACUUGCGUUUCUUUCUUGCCAAGUGAUACUUCCAAGUUUAUUGCCUCUUUCACUAAUUCUAAAAUUGCUGCUUUUGAUGUGGAAACAGGAAAAUCAAUAUGGAUUUCAGAGAAUAUUGAUGAUGGUAAGACAGACGCAUUAGUCUAUCAAUUCGCAUGUCACGAUAAACUCCCAAUCAUAGUAACUGCUAAUGAAGAUAAGAAGAUCAGAUUCUAUGAUUCAUCAAGUGGUAAGGUACUUAGUCAAAUGGUUGGUCACAAGGAGGCAGUUACUUCAGUGGCCUUUGAUCGUAGUGGAUUAUACUUUGCAACUGUUGGUCAUGACUCCUCUCUAAGAGUUUGGGAUAUUGGUUCCAAGUCUUGUGUUCAAGAACUUCCUGGUCAUAGAAAGAAGUUUGAUGAAUCUAUUAAUUGUGUUUCCUAUCAUCAUUCACAAGAUUUACUGGCUUCGGGUGGUGCUGACAGUAUUGUAAAAAUUUAUACCAGUUAAACAUUU
Molecule: messenger RNA, 2124 nt
Organism: Naegleria gruberi
Lineage: Eukaryota; Heterolobosea; Eutetramitea; Acrasida; Naegleriidae
Exons: 3
Coding region: 1-2118 (705 amino acids)
Molecular function (GO): protein binding
Source: RefSeq, a predicted model, not a curated record